AGACGUGACGUGCGAAACCUGCGAUGAUGCGUGCGAAACAAAACAAAAUCCAUGUCAAAACUCUAAAAAUUUCAACAAUCGAGCUGAUUUUUUUUAAUAGGUGUUGAAAAUGGCCUUUUUCAUGUCGCUAAAUGUCGUGGAGUAUGCCUGCGUAUGUGGUUUGUUGAAUCCUUUGACAAAAUUGUACUUUUGUCGUUACUGCAUGAAGCUGCGCUGCGGAUUUUGCGUUUGUCAUGAGGUGGACUCGCACUUUUGCUCCAAUUGCCUGGAGAACAUUCCAUCGUCGGAGGCGAAAAUUCGAAAAAAUCGUUGUAAUACUUGCUUUAAUUGUCCAAGUUGUCAACACACGCUUUCGGUACGAGCAUCGACGACAAUUGUUCCAGCUGCGGCUCCGGAAUCAGCGAAGCCAGAAGGCGAUUCCUCUGGUGAUGGCCUAAAAAAGGAGAAUACUCCGGAACCUUCUUCCGGGAAGCCUGUUUCUAGGAAGAUGUACUAUCUGGCUUGUUUAAAUUGUCGUUGGAGUUCCAGAGACGUUGGUAUCCCGGAUCAGACCGUCGCCACUGGGCAAUGGCCUGAACCGGAGUAUGCCAAUGCUACGAGAUUUUCAUUGCUUUUGGAACAUUACCAGUCGGUUGUCCUUCAUGACAAGCAAGAGAAACAGGAACUUUGGCGUCGGAAAGCCCCCAAGCAAAGCAAAUUCCCGAGUUUGACGGAGCGCACUGGUCUAACAGUGGCAAUAAUCCGACGGCAAAUGGGAUGGGCGGAUAGUAAAGCUCAGGUCAAAUCGACGCCUUUGCCGAUCAACAAAUCAAUUGCCAGCGAGAACGUGGAUGAAUUGCCAGGAGAUAUCUUUACCAAGGGAUUGACUUUAAAGAACAUCACUACAUUGGAGCAACGCCUGUCACAUCCGGCCAAGCAACCGUUUACGGUCAACAAGCUCUUUCCGCAGCAUAAGUUGCUUUCCAUAAAGAGGUCAUUGCGGUGCCGGCAAUGCGACCACAAUGUUAUCAAGUCGGAGUACAAUCCCAGUUCGAUCAAGUAUCGAAUUGCGAUGUUCGCGGCGUACCACGUUCCGGAAGUGAGGUUCGUCCGCUGUGAGCCACUGCUCAAGGGCCAAGACUCAUUUCUGACCAUGAAAGUCAUCAAUCCUACCACGAAUGAUAUGACGAUUACGAUUAUGGAGCUGCCAAUGGAAGCAGACGAGAAGCUGAUGAUCGAAGAACUUAAAUUGGCUGCCGAAAGCAGCGCCUCCUCAUCACUGAUGAUUAGUGGGUUGAGUACGAGCUUGAGCAAGCAAGCCACACUGCUCGAAGACCCGCGGAUGGUGGAAACGAAAACGAACGGAAUAUUCCGGCUGCCCGAUUCAUCGUUUGUUGUAAACCAUCGUGACGAUUCGGCCGAGUUCGAUGAAGUGGUCCAAUCGCAACAGGAAGAUCCGAGAUUCAUCAUUUGGCGCAAGGCAAAUCAGAUUGCAAUAAAAUUGGCCGUCCAGCCGAACAAAGAUUGCAAUCCGGGCGACGAGAUCGUCAUUGGAUUCUCCCUACAGUACACAUAUGUGAACACCGUCGUUGAGAAGAGCAGCACUCCGACGAAGGGACCUCAGAAACAGGCACUUACUACACGGGUUUACGUCAAGUUGGGACAACUAUCCGAAUCUGCUUCGUCGUAAAUAAUGCGCAAAAUAAUGUUUUCUCAUGCAGCACACUCACAAUACUAUUUAUAAUCAAUCACUUAUUAUUGUAAUCGUUCAUAUUUAAUCAAUAAUAAAGUUAUCGGCUUUUUUCGCUUUAAGUAAAGGCAA
Molecule: messenger RNA, 1801 nt
Organism: Armigeres subalbatus
Lineage: Eukaryota; Metazoa; Arthropoda; Insecta; Diptera; Culicidae
Gene: DCTN4-p62
Product: dynactin subunit 4
Exons: 3
Coding region: 110-1669 (519 amino acids)
Cellular component (GO): dynactin complex
Source: RefSeq, a predicted model, not a curated record